CUCAUACUAAUUUGACAUCGGAAUGUUGAGGCUCGUUCAUCUUUUUAGCUCUAGACCUCGAGAGCUACCUCAUGUUUUCUCGUUGAUAUACCAGUAAAUAAAGAAAAUAGUAAGGCAAUCAAUACCUUAUAUAUAUAUAUCAUAUAUACCGUGUUAAACUUACACUCCUCUCUUGCAUAGCCCAAUCAUUCAGCAACUAGGUAUUCUUUAAAAUCCCAAAAUUCAUUUCCAUUUCCUAAAUCAAUGGCUUCUUCAAAAGACUCAAAAACAAUAACCAAGCCUAGGUCAGCUUCUCAGCCUAGGUUUAUCCAGCACAAGAAAGAGGCGUUUUGGUUCUAUAGACUCAUAUCAAUAGCCUAUGACCAUAUCUUAAACCCUUGUCACUUUACUGAGAAAAUGAGAGAAGAAGCAUUAGAGCCGGCUGACCUCAGUGACCGGAAUAUGAUUGUGGUAGACGUCGGAGGUGGUACCGGUUUCACUACUUCAGAAAUUGUGAAGCAUGUGGAUGCUAAGAAUGUCACAAUUCUUGAUCAGUCGCCUGAUCAGCUUGCGAAGGCGAAGAAGAAAGCGGCUUUGAAGGAAUGCAUGAUUAUUGAAGGUGAUGCAGAAGAUCUUCCGUUUCCUACUGAUUAUGCUGAUCGAUAUGUUUCUGCUGGAAGUAUUGAGUACUGGCCAGAUCCACAACGAGGAAUAAAGGAAGCAUAUAGAGUGUUGAAAGUAGGAGGAAAAGCGUGCAUAAUCGGUCCAGUUUACCCUUCCAAUUGGCUUUCUCGCUUCUUUGCAGAUGUUUGGAUGCUCUUCCCUAAGGAGGAAGAGUACAUUGCUUGGUUCCAAAAGGCCGGCUUUACCGAUAUUCAACUUAAGCCGAUUGGCCCUAAAUGGUAUCGUGGUGCUCGACAUCAUGGAUUGAUCAUCGGCUGUUCCGUAACUGGUGUUAAACCCGAAUCUGGCGAUUCUCAUCUACAGCUUGGUUCAAAGGAUGAGGACGUAUCAAAGCAAGUGAACCCAUUAGGGUUUGUGGUGCGUUUUAUUUUGGGUGUGAUGGCAUCAAUAUAUUAUCUCUUCCUCCCAAUCUACAUGUGGCUCAAAGAUAAAAUCGUACCAGAAGGUCGACCUAUUUAAAAACACAUCACAAUCUGAGAUUAGGGUUUCCUGUCUGCCUUUAAAUAAAUUCAGCCUUUAAUUAUUUUCCUCUAAACUAAGAAAAUAAACCAUCGUAUCGUAUGAAAUUCAGUUGUUUUAUUUUGCAGUUAUUGCUUAAGAGGCUUUGUCUAAAUAAAAGAAAUAUUGUUAUAAAAUUGUUUUAGAAUUGCUUGUGAA
This is a messenger RNA of Mercurialis annua (annual mercury), 1320 nucleotides long. RefSeq names its product 2-methyl-6-phytyl-1,4-hydroquinone methyltransferase, chloroplastic-like. NCBI's taxonomy places the organism in Eukaryota, Viridiplantae, Streptophyta, Magnoliopsida, Malpighiales, Euphorbiaceae. The coding region runs from base 244 to 1122 and encodes 292 amino acids. The transcript has 3 exons. Gene Ontology annotation, molecular function: 2-methyl-6-phytyl-1,4-benzoquinone methyltransferase activity. The record is from RefSeq and is a predicted model, not a curated record. Gene Ontology annotation, biological process: methylation.